Molecule: messenger RNA, 3203 nt
Organism: Echinops telfairi (small Madagascar hedgehog)
Lineage: Eukaryota; Metazoa; Chordata; Mammalia; Afrosoricida; Tenrecidae
Gene: R3HCC1L
Product: R3H domain and coiled-coil containing 1 like
Exons: 8
Coding region: 175-2517 (780 amino acids)
Source: RefSeq, a predicted model, not a curated record
CGCUGAGGCGGCGGAAGCUGAGAACUACGGCGCCCCCGAUGUUUUUACUCAACAUUUGGUGUGGUGGUUUAUUACAUAAACCUUUGGCUCUUGCAUGAGAGAGUUUAAGUCUUCUGAGACAGCGUCACAGAAGGUGGUGACCAAACUUCUAAUAGCUGUGAUUAAGGAAGUGCCAUGCAGCAAGAAACAGAGAGAUGCAGAGUUCGAGCCAGAAGGCCUGACAUGGCACUCUAUGUACCCAAAGCUCGAAGGGGUAUGGUCCUCUCCAAGGCAGAUGAUGAGGGAAAAAGCCACGGUCCCCCUAACUCUGUGGCGAAAGAACAAAAAGAACAUUUUCUCUGCGAAAAAGAGCUCUUUAAAGACACACCUGGAGUUCAAAGAGUAGAUAUUAAUCCUGACAAAAAUGAACAUAAUCGUAGGGAAGGAAAGAAAUCUUCAACAAAGUUAAAAAAAGAUACAGGCCAUAGAGAAAAAAACAAAGGUAGAAUUUGCAUUAAGGAAGGGACCACUGAAUCCAAAGAAGUAUUAUCCCCAGUACAUCACCAAAGAGCCUCCACUCCUGAGAUUAUAUCCAAUGUGCCUUUUAAGCCAAAAAAGGUAGAACGCUUGGAAGCUGAGACCACAAAUAUGAUAAGUUGUGAGAAUUUGCUUCCGUCACAUUCUUGUUCAGAAGUUGGUGAGGCUCAAACUCUGGUCGCACCAUUCCAAAAUGUGGAAGGCUGUGAUUUUAGUAGGCAUGAACUGAAUGGGGAAACAUGGGAGGACAGAGAUUUGAAAAGCAGAAUUGAAACAGAUUCUAAUGUUGUGGAGAUAGUAUCCCAGUUUCCUGGGGUCUUCAAUUAUGCCUCGAAGCCUGGCGACAUAAAUGCAUCACUAAAGUUGACCUCUGAUUCUGGAAUUGUACAGCAAGAAAUGCACACAUCUGGUGGAAUAUUGAAACCCAGCAAUGAAGGCAUCAUGGCUAUUCCUGUUCUUGGAAGUCCAGACAUUAUCAUUGAUCAGACAUGUUUGGACUCUAAAGCUCAGACUGUAGGUGAGAGAGACAAUAGUUCGGGUAUAAUCUUGAGCGAGGAAAGUAUAGAUUCCAUUCCUGAGGUUCUGGGUCACAUCACUCAGAAAAUGCCUGUACUCAGCAAGUUAGAGAACAUAAAUGGCACUUUUGAUCCUAUAAUGAUUAGAAAAUGUGAGACAAAUGUUAGCACUGCUGCUGAGUUAUGUGUAAAGUAUGAACCUUCUGAUACAACUAUCCUUGCUCAUGAAACAUCCACAGAUAAUGGACUUGAUAGUGUAGGUGAUGUUACCACUAAGGUAUGUGUGAUGAACAUGACAGAUGUCUUCUCUGAGUAUGUAACUGUGGACAGCCCUUGUGUAGUUGCAGUUAAAAUAGUUGAUGAUGCCCGUAGCAACACAAGAAGUUUCUUAAAAUACACAGGAGUAAAUGCAGACACAGUUCCUCUUCGUGUAGAUAGAAGUGGAAAUGACACUAACCAUCUGAACAACCUGACUACUUGUUCAGACGUUUAUGCUGAGAGUACUGCAUCGAGCUGCCCAGAGCCAGCAGGAAAGUUGGCAGAGAGCUUGUCAGAUUGUGUGUCCUCCUUACCUAUAAAGAAGAUUGCUGGUAGUAAUUAUACCACUUUUUUGGACUCUAAACUUAGUAUAUUAAAUGGGACAAAAGUGCUUUCAGACAGUGCCUUGGGCAAUGAUGUGGAUUGUGCUGGUGAUGUCACAGAAAUGUUGAAUGAACUGAGAGCUGAGACGAUUAAAACAAAAGAGGAAGAUGAGUCAGAGGAUAGAAAAUUUGAUGUGUCUUUUUGUGAUACGGAAUCGGAAUCUAUGGAAACACCCAUGGAGCCAAAAGCAACAGAAACUUCUCAUGUGGAAGGAAGCACUGAGACUGAGGCAAGUUGGGACUCCAUGUUUAAUGAUGAUGGUGACUGCUUGGAUCCACGUCUUCUACAAGAGUUAUCAGGGAAUAUGAAAAGCAGAGAAAGCAUCCAGGAACCUAGAUUUGAUUAUUACAACCAUGAAGUUCCUGAUAUUGACCUCAGUGAUUGUGAAUUCCCACAUGUCAUUGAAAUUUAUGACUUCCCUCAAGAAUUUCGCACCGAAGACCUUCUACAGGUUUUCUGCAGCUAUCAAAAGAAAGGAUUUGAUAUUAAAUGGGUGGAUGAUACACAUGCUCUAGGAAUAUUCUCCAGUCCAAUUACAGCUCGGGAUGCUCUGGGUAGUAAACAUACCAUGGUGAAGAUCCGGCCCCUGUCACAGGCCACUCCAGCAGCCAAGGCCAAAGCCAGAGCUUGUGCUGAAUUCCUCCAGCCAGCAAAGGAGCGUCCUGAGACUUCAGCAGCCCUAGCCAGAAGGUUAGUCAUCAGUGCCCUUGGGGUUCGAAGUAAACAGAGUAAAACGGAACGUGAAGCAGAGCUCAAGAAACUGCAGGAAGCUCGAGAGAGAAAACGUCUGGAAGCCAAACAACGGGAAGACAUCUGGGAAGGCAGAGACCUGUCAGCUGUCUGAACAUCACUCAACAAAAGGGAAAAUUCCAUGGAUUCAGAAAACAUUUCUGUAGUCUUCAGAUAAGAGGAUCUUUCCUGAGCUUUGCAUACAUGCAGAUAGGCAUGUUAAUGAAAGAUCAAGAGUAGGAUGACUGACUGGGUGUAAAGGAAGAUGGGCUUCUGCCUGUCUUCACUCCUCAGUGUAGUGCUUUGAAAUCACCCUACUGUGAUGGGCACAGAAGAGAGCCAUCAGCCAGGAGGAACCAGGGAGCUGUGUGACUGCCCACAGUCCCGUAGGCAGGGAUAGUCAUGUUAGCUAGGCCCUACUUCAGGAUGUUUUAAGGAAAUUUCAAACAAAGCAGAGGAUUCAAGCCUGCCAUAACAGGAGACUAAGGCCCUACAAAGUCAGGCUUUCCUUGGACCCUCACAAAGCUGAGAGGAGUCAUGUUGAGGAAGGCAGAAUAGCACAUAGGGCAGAACAGCAGCGCAUGUACUUGGCAUGCGUGGGGCAGCUCCAGAACUCAAAAACUGGUGAAGUGCAGCAGAUGUGAGUAUUUGGACUCCAGGGUUUGUACUGAGCUGAGUGCCUGUGGCUGGUCCAGCUGCACAGCAGCCGCGGGGCAUGCCAGCUUCAGGUGCCAGUCCCAGUGUAAGCAGGCACACUAUCAUGUGAGAGGGAGACAUUAAAGCCCGUCUUAUGACAUGUCA